Castor canadensis (American beaver) is the source of this 1375-nucleotide messenger RNA. The record is from RefSeq and is a predicted model, not a curated record. Lineage: Eukaryota; Metazoa; Chordata; Mammalia; Rodentia; Castoridae.
AUGAAACGGAGACAAAAGAGGAAACACCUGGAAAAUGAAGAGUCCCAGACAGCUGAUGAGAAGGGAGGAGGAAUUUCAAAGACACAGGAGGGUGCCCCGUUGCCUGGAUCCAUUGGAGUAGCCAAAGUCCGGAGCCCAGGGGCAGGGGAGGUCUCCUCUGCCUCUGAAUACUUCUCCUGUGUUUCCUCUCCAGGAAAGCUCAUCCAUGGAGGAACCCGGAAGGCAAAACAAGACAGUGCCCAGCCUAGAUCACCCGCAGCCCAGGUUCAGGAGGGAGGAGAGAUCCCUGCCCCCUCUCAACUCGUGUCCUUCUCAUCCCAUUCAUCAUAUAAGACCUGUGUGUCCAAUCUGUCUAUAAACAAAGAGAAAAAGGGGAUGAAAGUAUACUACAUGCAGGUGCAAAUGAAAAAAGGUGUGGCUGUCUCCUGGGAGACACAGGAAACCUCAGAGACCGUAGAAAAGCAGCCGAGGAUAGAAGAAACCACCCUUCCUGAGGGUGUGCGGGUAGGGACUCCCCCCUCUGAUGUGUCUACCAGAAACCUCCUGUCUGACAGCGAGCCCAGUGGGGACGAGAAAGAACAUGAAGAAAAGGCAGAGGCAGAUAGUCCGCCAGCAACACCUACUGUAGAGGAGAGACCCAGGGCCAAGACACCUGACUGGCUGGUGACCAUGGAGAAAGGCUUCAGGUGCAUGGCCUGCUGCCGGGUCUUUGCCACCAUGGAUAUUCUGCAGGAGCACGUGCAAUAUGGGAUCAGAGAGGGCUUCAGCUGCCAUGUCUUCCAUCUUACCAUGACUCACCUGAUAGAAAAUGAGGAUUCAGAAGAUCCCCAAGAGGAGGAAGAGGAUGGGAAGGAAGAACAGAAGCAAGAAGAAAAGGAGAGUGAGGAGCAGUCACCCACAGGGGAAGACACUGGCCUGAAGAGAUCCUGGAGCCAGUGUCCAGGCUGUGUGUUUCACUCUCAGAAGGACAGGAAGGAGAAGAAAGGACAUAGAGACAGCAGCAGACAGAAUGCCAGUAGUAUAAAGGAAAGGAUGGACCAAUUUCAGCAGGGAAGAGGGGUCAUGAUCCACACAGAUCCUGAGGAGGAGCCCACUGUUUCUGUCUAUGUGGUGGCAAUGGUUUCUAUGGCUGUCCUCUUCUUUAUACCUCCUGGUGUCAUGGGAACACUGACUGAACGGCUGGAGCUGCAGGCCAGGCAGCUGACUGCCUCCACCAUGGCAGCAGAGCGGGGAGCAGACUCCACACGCUUGGGAGCCGGGCAUGGAAGACAGCACAGGGCUUUGUCUUGGAGAAAUUGUUAUGGGUUCACCGAGGCCCACCUCUUAAUAAUGUCAUCAUCUUAUGAACCUAUCAAGCGAUUGAUUCAUCAACUGG